This is a messenger RNA of Otolemur garnettii (small-eared galago), 2959 nucleotides long. It is a transcript of the gene CACNB2, whose product is annotated as calcium voltage-gated channel auxiliary subunit beta 2. Gene Ontology annotation, biological process: regulation of voltage-gated calcium channel activity; calcium ion transmembrane transport; chemical synaptic transmission. Gene Ontology annotation, cellular component: voltage-gated calcium channel complex. NCBI's taxonomy places the organism in Eukaryota, Metazoa, Chordata, Mammalia, Primates, Galagidae. The transcript has 13 exons. The record is from RefSeq and is a predicted model, not a curated record. The coding region runs from base 513 to 2330 and encodes 605 amino acids. Gene Ontology annotation, molecular function: protein binding; high voltage-gated calcium channel activity.
CAGCAGCCUUGUCAGAAGCAGUCACAUAAACAGCAGCAGGAACAGGCCUCCUCUUUUCAAAAGCAGGAUACUGCAGGGUCGUGAAAUGCAAGAUUCUCUGAUGUUUCACAAUCUCCCGAGUUGAGAAUGGCUACUGUAAAGACGCUGCCAAGAAACUCUGGGGAUCUGGACAGCCACCACUGUGCAUUAGCAAUAGUUAUUACUUUAGGAAAAUUCAGGCUACUUUCUGUAGAUUUUUGCAAACAGGCAACCCCCUGAAGACGAUCUCAGAUUACCCGGCAGCAACAAGAACACAACAACAACAGGACAGACAGAACAAAGUUUUGGCAUGCUUGGAGGAGGAAGGGGUUUGUUCCAGAAACUACCUGGGAGGCAGAAGCUAACUGGUGAUGUGCCAGUGACUCUUACCUGGGAGCAGAAGGUGGGACGACAUGGACAGUGGCUGUGACACGGAGGCAAGGCACAGUGCAGCUUGGUGAAGCCACAGGCUGACUGCAUCCUGCCACCUCUUCAUGCAGUGCUGUGGGUUGGUACAUCGCCGGCGAGUACGGGUGUCCUAUGGUUCGGCAGACUCCUACACCAGCCGUCCAUCCGACUCAGAUGUAUCUUUGGAGGAGGACCGGGAGGCAGUGCGCAGAGAAGCUGAGCGGCAGGCCCAGGCACAGUUGGAAAAAGCAAAGACAAAGCCUGUUGCAUUUGCAGUCCGGACAAAUGUCGGCUACAGUGCGGCCCACGAAGACGAGGUGCCGGUGCCAGGCAUGGCCAUCUCGUUCGAAGCAAAAGAUUUUCUGCAUGUUAAGGAAAAAUUUAAUAAUGACUGGUGGAUAGGACGACUGGUGAAAGAAGGCUGUGAAAUCGGAUUCAUUCCAAGCCCAGUGAAACUCGAGAACAUGAGGCUACAGCAUGAGCAGAGGGCCAAGCAGGGGAAGUUCUACUCCAGUAAAUCAGGAGGAAACUCAUCAUCCAGUUUGGGUGACAUAGUACCUAGUUCCAGAAAAUCAACACCUCCAUCAUCUGCUAUAGACAUAGACGCUACUGGCUUAGACGCAGAAGAAAAUGAUAUCCCAGCAAACCACCGCUCCCCUAAACCCAGUGCAAACAGUGUAACGUCACCCCACUCCAAAGAGAAAAGAAUGCCCUUCUUUAAGAAGACAGAGCACACCCCUCCGUAUGACGUGGUCCCGUCUAUGCGACCCGUGGUCCUGGUGGGCCCUUCUCUGAAGGGAUACGAGGUCACAGAUAUGAUGCAAAAAGCGUUGUUUGAUUUCUUAAAACACAGAUUUGAAGGGCGGAUAUCCAUCACAAGGGUCACCGCUGAUAUCUCGCUUGCCAAACGCUCAGUAUUAAACAAUCCCAGUAAGCACGCCAUCAUAGAAAGAUCCAACACAAGGUCAAGCUUAGCGGAAGUUCAGAGUGAAAUUGAAAGAAUUUUUGAACUUGCAAGAACGCUGCAAUUGGUGGUUCUUGAUGCCGACACUAUCAAUCAUCCAGCUCAACUGAGUAAGACCUCUUUGGCCCCUAUUAUAGUAUAUGUGAAGAUUUCCUCUCCUAAGGUAUUACAAAGGUUAAUAAAAUCUCGAGGGAAAUCGCAAGCGAAACACCUCAAUGUCCAGAUGGUAGCAGCUGAUAAAUUGGCUCAAUGUCCUCCAGAGCUGUUUGAUGUGAUCCUGGAUGAGAACCAGCUUGAGGAUGCUUGUGAGCACCUGGCCGAUUACCUGGAGGCCUACUGGAAGGCCACCCACCCUCCCAGCACCAAUCUCCCCAACCCUCUCCUCAGCCGGACUUUAGCCACUUCCACUCUGCCUCUUAGCCCAACCCUGGCCCCUAAUUCACAGGGUUCUCAAGGUGAACAGAAGACCGAUCGCUCUGCUCCUGUCCGCUCUGCUUCUCAAGGAGAAGAAGAACCCUGCCCGGAACCUGUCAAGAAAUCCCAGCACCGUUCUUCCUCCUCUGCCCCCCACCACAACCAUCGCAGUGGGACAAGCCGAGGCCUCUCCAGGCAAGAAACAUUUGAUUCUGAGACCCAGGAGAGUCGAGACUCUGCCUAUGUGGAACCCAAGGAAGACUAUUCCCAUGAACACGUGGACCACUAUGCCACACACCGUGACCAUAACCACAGAGAUGACACCCAUGGGAGCAGUGACCAUAGACACAGGGAGCCGCGGCACCGUUCCAGGGACACAGACCGAGAGCAAGACCACAACGAGUGCAACAGGCAGCGAAGCCGUCAUAAAUCCAAGGAUCGCUACUGUGACAAGGAUGGAGACGUCAUAUCCAAAAAACGGAAUGAGGCCGGGGAGUGGAACAGGGAUGUCUACAUCCGCCAAUGACUUCUGCCCUUUUGUGUGUGUGUGUGUUUUUUUUUGGAAAGUCUUGUAUAACAGCACCCUCAAACAAACGCUUUGGGGUCUCUAUUGCAAUCAUAUGUGAUCUGUCUUGUAAUAUUUUGUAUUGCUGUUGCUUGAAUAGCAAUAGCAUGAAAUAGAGAAUUCACAGACUUUGUUUUGUAAGUGCUGUAUCCAUCGGCCUGGUACGGCUGCAGUCCUCCGGUUCUAUACUGGACUCUUCACAAACUGUCUCGGGUAGCUGCCACUUGAACAAAAGCUGUUGCCAUCCAGGUGAUAACUAGUGUUUUAAGAAAUGUAGUGUAUCCAGCAAGCCAGAAUCAGCACAGAUAGAAAGUGGAGUUUGUUUCUCCAGAUUCUUAAUAUGCAGGCACCUUAUUUGCAUAUUCAUUCAUUCAUGGACCACUGUUUCGUGCUUGUACCUCUGGCUGACUAAAUUUGGAGACAGAGUCAGUCUUGCCUUACACAAAGGGGAUCAUAAAGUUAGAAUCUAUUUUCUAUGUACUAGUACUGUGUACUGUAUAGACAGUUUGUAAAUGUUAUUUCUGCAGACACCUUAUUAUAAUUAUAUAUAUAAUAUAUAUAAAUCAGUUUGAUCACACUAUUUUAGAGUC